Messenger RNA from Rubroshorea leprosula, 475 nucleotides. The record is from the annotation of a GenBank genome assembly. Lineage: Eukaryota; Viridiplantae; Streptophyta; Magnoliopsida; Malvales; Dipterocarpaceae.
CUUUUGUGUAAGCUAAUACAUAAGUGUAUAACACGUAGAGAAGAAAAGAUGAGAGAGGUUGGGAAGAAUAUAGUCUCAUGGCAACUUUGCAGAGGUCUGCAGUUUCAUUUAGCAGGCAAGGGUCGUCAGGUAUGGUGUGGGACGACAACCACGUGCUCGGAGAAGAUGGGAUGGUGCAGUUCCGGAAGUUGAGGCCAUGGCAGAGCACCCGACAGCGUGGCAGCAGCUCCUCUCCAGGAGUUCCCAUCAGCUGCCCUCGCAGCUUGUCGACACCAGCCAAUCAGAAGGAAUUGUCCCUUCAAGUGUUGCGGAUGUUAUCUUUUCUGAUGAGAUUCAGCCGGCUGUCCCGGAAUCUAAAUCGGUAAAAACAGAAAUCCUAUUUGCAGGGGAGAUCAUAUUUGAGUUUGGAAACUCGAUUCGUGCUUACUGCUGGCUCCUUCUAUAAAUUCACCAAUAAUAAAGUUUAUUCUAUUCA